AUGAAAGUAUCGCGAUACGCUGAGCUGCAGGAGAAAUUCAUCCAAUUCAACGGCGCCAUUGGGGCCAUUGAUGCACUAAUCGGCGACCUAGACUCUCGCAGCCAAAGACCUCUCGCAGCCAAAGACCUCACGCAGCCAAAGACCUCACGCAGCCAAAGACCUCACGCAGCCAAAGACCUCACGCAGCCAAAGACCUCACGCAGCCAAAGACCUCACGCAGCCAAAGACCUCACGCAGCCAAAGACCUCACGCAGCCAAAGACCUCACGCAGCCAAAGACCUCACGCAGCCAAAGACCUCACGCAGCCAAAGACCUCACGCAGCCAAAGACCUCACGCAGCCAAAGACCUCACGCAGCCAAAGACCUCACGCAGCCAAAGACCUCACGCAGCCAAAGACCUCACGCAGCCAAAGACCUCACGCAGCCAAAGACCUCACGCAGCCAAAGACCUCACGCAGCCAAAGACCUCACGCAGCCAAAGACCUCACGCAGCCAAAGACCUCACGCAGCCAAAGACCUCACGCAGCCAAAGACCUCACGCAGCCAAAGACCUCACGCAGCCAAAGACCUCACGCAGCCAAAGACCUCACGCAGCCAAAGACUGGCAAAUCAACCAAUAACCUCCUGACUGGCAAGGGCGAGCCCCAAGAUCUCUCUUCCAGCUAUGGCACCGUGCCAGCCAGGAACUCGGACGCUUGCAGGAAAGAUUCCUGCUGCAUAUGGAAGCACAUUGCCGAUAAAAUUCACGAUUCCAUGGUGGAAGGCAAAGCAUGCAACGGCGUCGCCCGCGGUGCUAUCCGCCUGGGCUUCCAAAACGCAGGGAGCAGGUCCAAGAGCACCGGUAAAGCCGGCGGCGCAGACGGAUCCGUCAUUCUAGCAACGAAUGCGAAGACAGUCUGCUCCCAGAUGAGGAAGUAG
Messenger RNA from Metarhizium acridum CQMa 102, 918 nucleotides. The record is from RefSeq and is a predicted model, not a curated record. NCBI's taxonomy places the organism in Eukaryota, Fungi, Ascomycota, Sordariomycetes, Hypocreales, Clavicipitaceae.